AUUAUCUUUCAUUGCAUACAAACACAAUUCCUUCCCACAUUUCUCAUCAACACAAAACCGCUACAAGUUUCUUUCUUUUUUGCCCUGCUCGUUGGGGUUUUCUUCAAAUGCUCUUGAACUUGAUACUUUGGAUUUUGAUCAUCUCUUUCGCUGCUGCAACUCUUUUGGCUGUAAAUCUGCUUCUUUUUGCUCUCCCUGGAGGGUUCUGCUCUGAGGAACACUUACAUUUUGGUUUGUUGUGGGUUCUUAAGCUGUGCUCAUGUCUACCCUCGUCAAUUCCAGUGGUGAUGAUGAAUUCUAUCCUGGGGGUUCUUUUUGCCCAAAUCCUAUGGAUUUGGAACGUUUCUAGUCAAUUGGUUCCCAUGUGGAUGUCUAUUGCCCUCCUAGCAAGCGUGUUCGCCUCAGUACCCCAUUUGCCUUCGGCGGAAGUUAUUUCGAGCAAGACAAGAAACCAUCCAUCGAAGUCCUUCCUGAUGAAUGCCUUUUCGAGAUCCUCAGGCGUGUACAUGGUGGUAAAGAGCGGAGCGCCUGUGCUUGUGUCUCCAAGCGAUGGCUUAUGUCAUUGAGUAGCAUCCGCUUGGCUGAAAUUUGCAAGAGCAAAAGCCAAGCUGCAGACAAGGUGGUCGUGUCUUCAAAGUCCAAUUCGGAGUUAUCUGUCUCUGAUGAUGUUGAAAUGAUCACUUGUGAUGAAGAGCAAGAACUUAAAAGUGAUGGAUACCUUACAAGGUGUUUGGAAGGCAAGAAAGCAACAGAUACUCGACUUGCUGCUAUUGCAGUGGGGACCAGUAGCCGUGGGGGACUAGGAAAGCUUUCAAUUCGAGGAAGCAACUCCGUUCGUGGAGUUACCAACCUUGGCCUCUCAGCAAUUGCCCGGGGUUGCCCUUCCCUGAAAGCUCUUUCUUUGUGGAAUGUUCCUUCUGUUGGAGAUGAAGGUUUGCUUGAGAUUGCUAAAGGAUGUCCGUUGUUGGAGAAACUCGAUCUUUGUCAGUGUCCUUCGAUUUCCAAUCAGGGUUUAAUUGCAGUUGCUAAGAGCUGCCCCAAUUUGACAGCUUUGAAUAUUGAAUCUUGCUCAAAGAUUGGGAAUGAGGGAUUGCAAGCUAUUGGAAGGUUCUGCUCCAAUCUGCAAUCCAUAUCUAUCAGAGACUGUCCUCUUGUUGGAGAUCACGGUCUCUCAAGUCUGUUAUCUUCAGCCUCUGCAGUGCUGACAAAGGUUAAACUUCAUGCUUUGAAUAUCACAGAUUUCUCUCUUGCAGUCAUUGGGCAUUAUGGCAAGGCCAUCACCAAUCUAAAUCUCAGUGGUCUUCAGAAUGUGAGUGAGAAGGGUUUUUGGGUCAUGGGUAAUGCUCAAGGUCUUCAGAAACUGAUUUCAUUGGUAAUUACUUCCUGCCGAGGGACAACAGAUGUGAGCCUCGAAGCCGUAGGCAGGGGUUGCGCAAACCUGAAGCAGAUGUGCCUGCGCAAGUGUUGCUUUGUAUCUGACAGUGGCCUGGUAGCCUUUGCUAAAGUUGCAGGUUCACUUGAGAGCCUGCAAUUGGAGGAGUGCAACAGGGUUACUCAAGCAGGGAUUAUUGGUUCUCUCUCAAACUGUGGAACAAAGUUGAAGUCUCUUACCCUAGUAAAGUGCAUGGGAAUCAAGGAUAUAACUUCAGAAGCACCUAUGCUAUCUCCUUGCACAUCCCUUCGAUCCCUGUCCAUUCGAAACUGUCCAGGGGUUGGCAGUGUUAGUUUGGCCAUGGUGGGGAAAUUGUGCCCUCGUCUUCAUCAUGUAGAUCUGAGUGGACUUUGUGGAAUUACAGAUGCUGGGAUUCUCCCACUUCUCGAAUGCUGUGAGGAAGGACUCGUCAACGUGAAUCUUAGCGGCUGCUUGAAUUUGACAGAUGAAGUAGUUCGCACUUUGGCCAGGCUACAUGGAGCAACCCUUGAGGUGUUAAAUCUUGAUGGAUGCAGGAAGAUUAGUGAUGCAAGCUUGUUGGCGAUUGCAGACAACUGCUUGUUACUCAGUGAUCUUGACCUAUCAAAGUCUGCUAUCACUGAUUCUGGCAUUUCUGUCCUUUCUUAUGCAAAGCCGAUCAAUUUGCUAGUCCUUUCUCUGUCAGGCUGCUCUGGGGUAUCAAACAGGAGUUUAAAUUUCCUGAAGAAAUUGGGUAAGACCCUGGUGGGUUUGAACAUCCAACAAUGUAAAUCAAUCAGCAACAGCACAGUUGAGCAGCUGGUGGAAAGCUUAUGGAGAUGCGAUAUCCUUGCCUAAUCAAGAAAUUAAACAAUACACACCUAUUUGCUGAACCAGAGAGGCAGAUAUGGAGGUGAUUACAGUUAUUCAAGUCCAUCAAUUCUGGUUUAAUUAGAAAGUUAGAAGAUGCUUUAAGCUCAUACACUUAACUCACACGGGUAGCAACAUUCAGCAUACACUUUUUGCCCAUCAACGGUGGGUAUGGACCUGCUGGUGCUGGUAACUCAGUGGCUUGGUUGUUUUUCUGGAGACUCUGGCAGAUACUUCAUCAUCUUCUUUUUGCAGGCAUUUGCUAAUGUAGAAAAGCCUGUUUUAACUGUUUAGCCUUUCCUUGACAGGAGGCUGUCUCUUUCAUGGCCCAUGGUUUCCCGAGAAUUUAGCUACCAAGUCCUGAUUUAAGGUUUUCACUUGUGGGUGAUCUUUCUUUGUGGUUUUAGGUCCUGUUUUUGUUUUGCUGGAUGCAUAGCUCGUUUUUUAGCUUAGUCAUGCAUUUCCUUUGUUGGCGUGUCUGAUCAAGCUUUUGUUGUUUCCAGUCUAUGGAGAGUGUGUUGUUUGAAUCAGUCCAGUUUAGUCAAGUGUCUUGUAAGGGGGUUUGCCCAUGUAUGGGGAAUUUCUUUUUUUCCUUUUGUCCUUUCAUGAGGGGAUUGUUAGUAUUUUGGGUUGUUUUGAGCAGUUCUAGGUGUGGGGUGUUCUUCAGAUCUAUGGGCUUGGUUUGUGGUCUGUAUUUCAGUCUGCAAUGACAACCUUGUAUUGGUUGUCUUUUUAUUUUUCUUCAAAUUUUUUCCAGCCCAGUCUAGAUUUGCAGAUGUUUCCUGCUUAUGAAUUGUACACUUCGAUCACUUUGAAAAUAAGUAAUGGAAUGAAUUACCUUGUCCCUUAA
Ziziphus jujuba (common jujube) is the source of this 3110-nucleotide messenger RNA. RefSeq names its product EIN3-binding F-box protein 1. Bases 557 to 2248 code for a protein of 563 amino acids. The record is from RefSeq and is a predicted model, not a curated record. Gene Ontology annotation, cellular component: SCF ubiquitin ligase complex. The transcript has 2 exons. Gene Ontology annotation, biological process: SCF-dependent proteasomal ubiquitin-dependent protein catabolic process. NCBI's taxonomy places the organism in Eukaryota, Viridiplantae, Streptophyta, Magnoliopsida, Rosales, Rhamnaceae. Gene Ontology annotation, molecular function: protein binding.